AGGUUGUGCUUUGGUUAGUGUAUGAAGAUGCGUAUAGGCGAAUGAGGGUGUUUGGACGGUCAGCCGCACGGGCCCCAUCAUGAGGUCACUACUCGAUUCGGACGCGCCUCCAAGGUUCCAAGGUUUGUUUGAGUUAUCAUCAUCCACGCAAUAAUCAUACAUUGUACAUCCACAAAAAUGAGCAGGGAAAAGGAACUUGUACUUUUUGGCGGUGACAAAGGCUGGAAAGCUUCGGAUUGGACGGAUAGUGAUGACCGUGUAAGAGGAGGAGCAUCUCAGUCGUACCUCACCAUUACUGGCUCAUCAGCACGUUUCCAUGGCAAUCUUGACAUCACCGCUCUCGGUGGUGCCGGCUUUGCUAGUCAACGCACUACUGGCGAGGACCGCACCUGGGACUUGUCUGCAUACGACGGCGUCUAUCUCAAUAUUGGGAAACAUGAUGGCAAAAAGUACACGCUGACUCUCAAAGACGAGAUUCUGCCACUCAUGCCAGAUGGACGAGAACAAUCAACCAUCAGCUACGAGUACGACUUUGAAUCGCAAAGCAAACUCGGUCUGUUCGUACCGUGGCAUGCAAUGAAGCCAACGUAUCGCGGCAAAGAGAAGGACGAUGCGAAGCCAUUAGACACGAAGAAUGUCAAGCGAUUCAGCAUCAUGAUGAGAAGUUUCUUUGGCACUCAAGAAGGCGACUUCGAUCUCACCAUCAACUCGAUCAAGGCGGUUGCACAACCAGACGACAUCGAGAAGGGUAUCAUCGGUAGCGAGAAGGGCACGGGAGAGCAAGAGCCAUGGUCUUGGAAGAAUUCUAAUCUCGUUGGGCUGGCAGUUAUCCUGGGUUCGACAUGGGCUAUCUCAUGGGGAUAUUGUUGGUGGAAAGGAUAUGAUAUGGGUAUCAUGAGGUUCGGAAGAUGGUGGUCUGUCGUCAAGAACCCAACACUCUAGACAGGAAACACGCUGUUUGGUGCUUAGAAUGUAGUCUUGGCAAGAUGUCGGUUUGGUGGACGAAGCUACCAUGUCCCCGAUAAGGGCAAUAUAUUUUGUCCGAUGGUCAUCCUUGUACCAAAUCAUGCCACGAGAUGUCUUGGAUGUGAUCUUAUCCCUUUGCAUAUCAUCAUCUGGUCUGCGUAUAAUACGUUAUCUUACGCAACACUCCCAAAGUCUAGAGCAAGUCCGAAUGCACAAUAAAUAGGAAUCUGCGAUUGUAAGAGGGCGGAACGUUACAGCCGAAAGGAUCCGGUGCCUGGCGGCUGUAGGUAAUGCAAGACUCUUGUCCGCCCCGAC
Molecule: messenger RNA, 1281 nt
Organism: Alternaria alternata
Lineage: Eukaryota; Fungi; Ascomycota; Dothideomycetes; Pleosporales; Pleosporaceae
Product: CIA30-domain-containing protein
Exons: 5
Coding region: 178-942 (254 amino acids)
Biological process (GO): NADH dehydrogenase complex assembly
Source: RefSeq, a predicted model, not a curated record